ACCCUUCAAUUUCAUCAUAUUUACACCCCUAACCUUCCUUCAUUUUUGCUCCCCUAUUUUGUCUAUCUUCCUCCAUCUCUUGUGGUCUUACUUCACUGAUUGCUUUGCUUCGGUCUCUUCUACGCUUGAUCGAUGGCGCGAGGAACUUCCCAGUCUCAAACCGCUUCCUCCUCUACCUCCCGUCCCGGCGUCGUGGCUCCUCGCGGGUCUGCUGCUGCUACGGCUGGCUUACGUCGCCGCCGCCUUGGAUCCUCUGCUUCCGGUUCUGCAUCCGGUGCUGCCGGGGGACUCGGAGGUGGCAGCAGCAACAUGCUCCGAUUCUAUACUGAUGAUGCUCCGGGCCUCAAGAUCUCUCCCACUAUCGUCCUCGUGAUGAGCCUCUGCUUCAUCGGUUUCGUCACCGCUCUUCACGUGUUUGGCAAGCUUUAUCGCGGCAAGGUGGCUCCCGGAGCCUAAACUGAACGAUCCGAAACCAAGCCCCAACCCAAGUCCAAGUCAGAAGAUGUGCCUGUUGUUGCGGAUCUUUGACUGGUAACUGAAUGCUUUUUUUCCCCUUACCCACUCCCUUGUUGUGUUGCUCUGUAAAUGAUGGGAGGGUUGUAGCGAGUAGGAGCUUUGUUGUUGAAAUCGAAUUUGCAAUCGUUGGAUUCUAUUACUUGAUGGAAGUUAACAAGUGAGUUUUGGGUGUUCUAUUA
Hevea brasiliensis (rubber tree) is the source of this 695-nucleotide messenger RNA. RefSeq names its product protein transport protein Sec61 subunit beta. Bases 133 to 456 code for a protein of 107 amino acids. Gene Ontology annotation, biological process: intracellular protein transport. Gene Ontology annotation, cellular component: Sec61 translocon complex. The transcript has a single exon. NCBI's taxonomy places the organism in Eukaryota, Viridiplantae, Streptophyta, Magnoliopsida, Malpighiales, Euphorbiaceae. The record is from RefSeq and is a predicted model, not a curated record.